ACGCACGCACGCACAGAGGGAGAGGUGAAUUGAUGUAAGUGAUGUUGAUUAAUCAGCAUGUAUUUCAUUAAGUUCAUAUUAUCACGCUGACCUUGUUUUAGUUCUCCUCUUCCUCUUCCUCACAUCUCCUCUUCCUCACCUGCUGACAGCUGCUUUCUCUCAGACACAGUGAACCACCUGAGUCGUUUCCAUGGCAUUAAGACGAGGACACAUCAGGUACCUAAAGGUGUGUGAGGUUCAGACGUCUCAGAGUGAUGUCAGAGAUGGUCAGCACGCCUCUAAAGGAGCCUCUGGAAAGGAGCUGUAUGAUAACGGAUACUGCGAGCAGAUGAUGGAGGAUGACGACUCCAGAACGAACCUGAUCGUUAACUAUCUGCCGCAGAGCAUGAGUCAAGACGAACUGCGCAGUCUGUUCAGCAGCGUGGGCGACGUCGAGUCCGCCAAACUCAUCAGGGACAAAGUAGCAGGUAACUCUCCCCUUAGUACUUCUGCAGUGCUACUGCUGAACGCCCAAAAGUAUGCUCUAGUUCUACAGAGUCUACAAACGCCUAGUACUGCAAUACUACACACAGGGCUCCACACAAAUUUACAACUAUUUGUCGGUAUGUGAGGUACUCGGAUUCCAAUUUUGGGAUAUUCGUUGUUGGAUUUCUUUUGAACCGUUGGGAUUCCAGACAUGCAUAAAACACACCAAACCUUUUGGAAAGUGUUUUAUUCAUUAACAAUUCAAACUGUAGAAUAACAGCAUCCUUUUUAAAUGCAGACCUUUAAUUGUUUAAAUACCUGGAGGUGACGUGUUGCAGCACUUUGUGUUCAUCGCAGCCGGAGAGGAACUCUGUGAUGCAUAGAGCCAAAACGCUGAUUACUACGAAGCUAUGGAGUACUACUGCAGUUCUACCGAGCAUCAGUACUACUGCAGUACCACUUAACAGACACAAUAGUAUUGUUGUACUACUUUAUCGACUGAGUGCUAAUUCAUACAAAUACCACAGAAUUACUGAGGAAUAGUAUGAGUACAAAGAUUGUAACUGAGUCAUUCUACUACAGUACUAAUAUUUCAAGUAAAACUUACUUGGUACACAAAAGGCUCUUUGAUAAUACUACUUUGAAGUAGUAGUAGUAUAAACGGUACUAACUGCAGUUACAGUAGUAGUAGUAGUAGUAUUAUCAGCAGUAGUACUAGUUUUACUACUAUAUGCAGUAUUUUCUGUGUACUCUCUCCAGCAGCUGUUUUUAUUUCUGAAGUUUGUCUUUUUAAAUGUUUUUAUUGAGGAUCAGCUGAUUUUAGUUUUUUUUAUUUGUUUUGUUUUUAUUAAGAUCUCAUGGUAUUUAUUUAAAGUACGUUCUGUGAUUUUUGUCUGAACUAUAUCUGAAUGUUUUUCUUUUCUGCAUUGUUGUAAUAUUUUUGUUAUUUUUCACACCAAGAUAAAUGACUUCAGUGCGAGUGUUACGCUAUUCAAUCAGGGCUAUAUAUAUAUAUAUAUAUAUAUAUAUAUAUAUAUAUAUAUCUCAUAAUACAGUCAACAUAUAUCUGAUCAUUGGUAUUAAAGGCAGAGAGACUGCAGUGAAGUAUUUUCUGCAUGAAGAUAUCGUCCAACCCCAGAUUAAAUGUUUGUUUUUAAUAAUUUUACUGAAUCCAACGAUGUACAAAUGUUUAAAUUCUGUUUUCACCUGUUUU
This is a messenger RNA of Anarrhichthys ocellatus (wolf-eel), 1678 nucleotides long. Its product is annotated as ELAV-like protein 1. The record is from RefSeq and is a predicted model, not a curated record. Gene Ontology annotation, molecular function: RNA binding. The coding region runs from base 191 to 610 and encodes 139 amino acids. NCBI's taxonomy places the organism in Eukaryota, Metazoa, Chordata, Actinopteri, Perciformes, Anarhichadidae. The transcript is spliced from 3 exons.